This is a messenger RNA of Papilio polytes (common Mormon), 531 nucleotides long. RefSeq names its product villin-like protein quail. NCBI's taxonomy places the organism in Eukaryota, Metazoa, Arthropoda, Insecta, Lepidoptera, Papilionidae. The record is from RefSeq and is a predicted model, not a curated record. The transcript is spliced from 5 exons. The coding region runs from base 91 to 531 and encodes 146 amino acids.
CGACGGUCGUUGUUUGUUGUUUAGUCUGUGCCGAGUGGUUGACCGAUGCGGUCGUGUUUUGUCACGCAACAAUAAGUGCGGUGCAAACGAAUGGUCCGACUGAACGCGGUGGUGACGGCCCGCGCCGAUUCCACCACAGCUCUCCAGAUAAACGACACGAAAAUGCAUAUACUAGAGAUUGGUGCUGAUCAAGAUGACGAUGGCACUGCUCGCGCCGCCGAUGCUGUGUUUCGGACCGUACCUCGCGAUCACACCACCUUCCUUGUCUGGAAAAUCACGGAGAGUGGCACGGAGCUGAUGCCGCGGUCGCAGUACGGCACAUUCUACGACGGCGAAGCCUACCUUGUGUACUCCUGCUCGCUGCCAGGACAUCCGGCCGGCCCGGACGUCAUCAGACGGGAAGUAAAAGAGAACGGUGAGUGCAGCGAGCGACAUAUACACGCGUGGUGCGGCGAGCAUGAUCCUAUCAUUGGCAGAUGGUAUAGUCCAUACUGUGUCUUCAAUUUAAUUACAAUGUUAACUAAUCAAUGA